Molecule: messenger RNA, 2610 nt
Organism: Moesziomyces antarcticus
Lineage: Eukaryota; Fungi; Basidiomycota; Ustilaginomycetes; Ustilaginales; Ustilaginaceae
Product: heat shock protein sti1
Exons: 3
Coding region: 1-2610 (869 amino acids)
Molecular function (GO): Hsp90 protein binding
Source: RefSeq, a predicted model, not a curated record
AUGGCCGAUGCAAGAAGCUUGCUACGAGCUGCUGCGAAUGCGCGGGCAAAGACAGGCGGAGGCGGCAUCUCGGAUCGCUUCGCCUCUUACUCAGCCAGUGGGGCGCUUCGAUGCUCGGCGUGCGACUACGCCACGAUCAAGCACGACAGCCUCUGGGGCGCGCACGUCCUGAGCAAGAGUCAUCGCAGCAAUGCAGCACGCAUCCGCGAGGAAGAGCUUCGAGAGGCCGAGACUCGGCGUACCAAGGACGGCAAGCGCAAAGCAGACGACGAGGAAGACGAUAGCAACGACGGCGACUCGGCCGGCGGUGGGCGUAGUCCUCGUGAGGGAGCCACGGACAACACAGGAUCUGGCGCCAAGAAGCCACGUACAGACACUAAAGCAUUCGCCGAGGCAUCGACCGCGCAGGCGGAGUCCAUCGAUCCGGAAUGGGAGCUGUUCAAGUCGCAGAUGGACGCCUCCGGGCCAGAGUCAGGUGCACCCGAAGAGCGAUAUGACGCUGGCGCAACAAUCGAGGCUGAAGCUCAGCUGAUAUCGCAAGAAGGAACAAACGGAGCUGGGACCUCCACAGACGACGGCGCCAUCGAGGAACAGAGCGCCGCCGAGAAGGAAGCGCAAGAACGUGCACGCAGGGAGCUGGAAGAGCGCGAAGAGAUCCUGUCCCGGCUCGAAGAAGAGCAGCGGCAGCAAGACGAAGCAGACCAGAGAGUCAGUGCGUUGAAACAGCGUCUCCAACGCAUCAGGCAGGCUCGUCUGGACAAACAGAAAGCGGCGACCACUGACAAGGCCAAGGCUGACUGCGCUGCCAUCAUCAUGUCGGUCGCCGAACUCAAAGCCAAGGGCAACGCCGCCUUUGCCGCCAAGGACUACCAGGGUGCCAUCCAGGCCUACAACGACGCCAUCGCUGCCGCCACCUCGCCCGAGGAUGCCGUGCACGUCCUCUACUCGAACCGCUCCGCGUGCUACGCCGGCCUGCGCGAUUGGACCAAGGCGCUCGACGACGCCGAGUCGUGCAUCAAGGCCAACCCUUCCUUCGCCAAGGGUUACGGCCGCAAGGGUGCCGCCCUCCACGGCGCCCGUAAGCUCGAAGAGGCCGUAGACGCAUACUCUGCCGGCCUCGACAUCGCCCCCAACGAUGCCGGUCUCACCAAGGGUCUCGCCGACGUCCAGCGUGCCGUGCAGAACGAGGCAGCAAACGGUCCCGACCCGGCCGCCUCGAUUGGCCAGAUGUUCAGCGACCCCAAGAUGUUCGAGAAGCUCGCUGCCAACCCCAAGACCGCUUCGCUUCUGUCUGACCAGGCUUUCAUGGCCAAGCUCAAGUCCAUCCAGUCCAACCCGCAGGAGGCCGGCAUGGCCUUCCAGGACCCGCGCAUGAUCCAGGUCAUGGGCGUGCUCAUGGGCAUCGACCUUCAGGCUUUCGAGCGUCCCGAGGGCUCCAACGACCUUCCCGCCGACCUCGAGUCGCGCCGCGACGACAUUGAGAAGCAGACCCCCGCCUCCUCCUCUUCCGCACCGGACGUCGAGAUGAAGGACGCCAAGCCUGCAUCCUCGAGCUCGUCGGCACCGCCCAAGGCUGCCGAGCCCGAACCCGAGGAGGAGAACGAGGAGAAGAAGGCAAAGGCUGCCGCCGACGCCGAGAAGAAGCUCGGCAACGAGCGCUACAUGAAGCGCGACUUUGACGCCGCCAUUCCGCACUACGAGAAGGCAUGGGAGCUGCACAAGGACAUCACAUACCUCAACAACCUCGGCGCGUGCUACUUCGAGCAGGGCAAGUUCGAUGAGUGCAUCAAGGCAUGCGAGAAGGCCAUCGAGGAAGGCCGUGCCAUGCGCGCUGACUUCAAGCUCGUCGCCAAGGCAUACGGACGAAUUGGGUCUGCGUAUGCCAAGCAGGAUCAGCUGGAGCAGGCGGUAAACCACUUUGAAAAGUCGCUCACCGAGCACCGCACUCCGGACAUCCUGGCCAAGCUGCGCGACACCGAGAAGCUGCUCAAGGAGCGUACGCGUCAGGCGUACAUUGACCCUGCCAAGGCCGAGCAGGAGCGCACACGCGGUAACGAGCUCUACAAGGGCGGCGACUUCCCCGGUGCCGUGGCUGCGUUCAGCGAGGCCAUCAAGCGUGAUCCGUCGGACCCGCGUGGUUACACCAACCGUGCCUCCGCCUACACCAAGCUCGCUGCGCUCCCCGAGGCGCUCAAGGAUGCAGAGGAGGCCAUCAAGGUGGACCCCAAGUUUGUCAAGGGCUACAUUAGGAAGGCCAACGUGCUGUACAGCAUGAAGGAGUUCACCAAGGCCAUGGAGGCGUGUCAGAAGGCCGAGGAUGCCGAUGCCAACCAGGAGGGAGGCGCAAAGAACCAGCGCGAGAUCCAGCAACUUCUCUCCAAGUGCAUGAACGAACUCUACUCGCAGAGGUCCGGAGAAACCGACGAGGAGACCCUCCAGAGGGCCAUGCGCGAUCCCGAAGUUGCCCAGAUCAUGCAGGACCCCGUGAUGCAGUCCAUCCUCCAACAGGCUCAGUCCAACCCCGCCGCCCUGCAGGAACACAUGAAGAGCCCCAUCAUCCGCGAAAAAGUCAACAAACUCGUCGCCGCCGGCAUCAUCAAAACUCGCUAA